GUCACCGAUCAACCGUAACGUCACAACUCCACGGGGGGUGUAUCUAUUCGGCAGGGAUAAAAGGUGUUGGAAAACCGUGCUCGACCACCGUGCUCACGUUAGUGCUCCGCCAGGGAUAUGGUUAAUAUGAAAGAAACUUGAAAAGUUAAAGCUGGUUGCCAUGCUCUGCUGCUGCGACACUUGUCUCGCUCGGCUAUAUAAGUGGCUCCAUAUUUGUACGCUGUUGUUUGUCGAGAUGCAGAGCAGAUGACUGGCUUCACCAUGAAACUGUUGACGUUGUUUCUUUGCUUAUCUCUCACCGUCCUCGCCUUUGUCUCCUCGGCUGAUGUUAAAGACGAUGUGGACGUCAGCAUGGUGAAGUUCAAAAAGUUCAAGAAUCGAUACAGGAAAAAGUACAGCAAAGGAGCGCAGUGUUCUUACUAUCGACGCUGGAAGAACAGGAAGAAAAUGGUUUUCAAACACAACCAGGCCGCUUUGCUCGGCAACAGCUCCUUCACGUUGGUGGACAACCAGUUUGCAGAUGAAACUGUCGAAGAAUGGAAUUCUUUACUGGGCCUUGUCAUACCUGGCCAAUUCAAUUUGAAGAAGUUGGGAAUCAAGGAUUUGACAGCUGUCGAUCCGAACAAGAGCGCUGAAGAUCGGCAGGUGAUUUCUUCCACAAUAACAAUCCCGUCGUCGUUGGAUUUGCGCAGACACCGCUGCAUGCCGCCCAUCAAGAGUCAGUUAACCUGUGGGGCGUGCUGGGCUUUCAUCGCCACUACAUCCGUUGAAUUUCAGUCGUGUUUAAAGAACAAAACCUCACCUGUCAGGUUGAGUGAACAGCAGCUGAUCGACUGCAGCCUCGACUACGGCACCAAUGGCUGCAACGGUGGUUUCUACACAAAUGCCUGGGAUUAUCUCAUCAACAUGGGUGGGCAGGUGGCCAACGCUACAUAUCCUUAUAAAGGAACGGCCGGAUCUUGUCAAUACAGCCAAGGCAUCACCAAAGUCAGCGGUCGGUUAUCGAGAUACAUUUACCUGGACAGCAACGAAAGAACCAUUCUUUCGGCAUUGCUGCAGAGGGGGCCCAUCACCGUCUCCAUUGCAGCCAAUUCUAAAUUCAUCCUUUACAGCUCGGGGAUCUUUGACGACGACUCGUGCAAGAACGGGACAAUCAAUCACGGCGUCGUCUUGGUGGGAUACGGCAGGGCCAACGGCACCGACUACUGGAUAGUCCGCAAUUCGUGGGGGACUUCUUGGGGCCUCAACGGCUACAUCCUGAUGAAGCGGAACGUCAACAUCUGUCGUCUGGCCGAGUACGCCUUCCUCGCCUUGCUCUAAAUUUUGAAGAUGGCCGCUCCCUUUGCUCGUUAAUAGUUUAUGGAGCUCAAACGAAACAACGUAGAUGGUGUGCCGGUCUCUUGGCAUGUUAACUGUGCGCUGGCGGGGAAACAGCUGUUGUUCUCAGAUGGGGUGAACUGACGUAAGUUUUUAUUUUAUUUUAACAGAACGACACUGUUUGACCGUGGUUCGGCCAAACCGAUUUGGCUCUGCGUUCGAAAUACAAGUUGUAACGCCUUAUUAAAUCCAAGGCGCAUGA
Molecule: messenger RNA, 1579 nt
Organism: Daphnia pulicaria
Lineage: Eukaryota; Metazoa; Arthropoda; Branchiopoda; Diplostraca; Daphniidae
Product: ervatamin-B-like
Exons: 9
Coding region: 247-1320 (357 amino acids)
Biological process (GO): immune response
Cellular component (GO): lysosome
Molecular function (GO): cysteine-type endopeptidase activity
Source: RefSeq, a predicted model, not a curated record